GCGGGCGGCGCGGACAGCCGGAGCCAGACGUCCGCUCCCGCCGCCAUGGUCAUCAAGACGGACGAGUUGCCGGCGGCCGCCCCGGCCGACAGCGCGCGGGAGCCCAGCUCGCAGGCCGGUGGCAAAGGGCGGCCCGGCGCGGCCGAGCUGCCAUCAGUCAUGCUACUUAAUGGGGAUUGCUCCGAGAGCCUGAAGAAAGAGGAGGGAACCAUUGAAGCACCCCGGGAAAAUGGGCUGGAUGAGACGGAUGCCGGAGAGGAGGCUGCUGGACAGGAAGUCAUUGUCAUUCAGGACACUGGCUUUUCUGUGAAGAUCUUGGCUCCUGGCAUCGAGCCCUUCUCCCUGCAGGUGUCCCCCCAGGAGAUGGUACAGGAGAUCCACCAGGUGCUAAUGGAUCGUGAAGACACGUGUCACCGCACCUGCUUCUCUCUGCACUUGGAUGGCAACAUGCUGGACCAUUUUUCAGAGCUGCGCAGUGUAGAGGGGCUACAGGAGGGCUCGGUGCUACGUGUAGUGGAAGAGCCGUACACAGUGCGAGAGGCCCGCAUCCAUGUGCGCCACGUCCGUGACCUGCUCAAGAGCCUGGAUCCAUCUGAUGCCUUCAAUGGAGUUGACUGCAACUCCUUGUCCUUCCUGAGUGUCUUUACCGAUGGUGACCUCGGAGACAGCGGGAAGCGGAAGAAGGGCUUGGAGAUGGAUCCCAUUGAUUGCACACCACCUGAGUACAUCCUUCCUGGGAGCCGGGAGCGACCGCUGUGUCCCCUGCAGCCCCAGAACCGAGACUGGAAGCCCCUGCAGUGCCUGAAAGUGCUCACCAUGAGUGGCUGGAACCCACCCCCUGGGAACCGCAAGAUGCAUGGCGACCUCAUGUACCUGUUUGUGAUCACGGCUGAGGACCGGCAAAUCAGCAUCACAGCCUCCACGAGGGGCUUUUACCUGAACCAGUCCACUGCGUAUCACUUCAACCCCAAGCCUGCCAGUCCUCGCUUCCUCAGCCAUUCCCUUGUGGAGCUGCUCAACCAAAUCAGCCCCACAUUUAAAAAAAACUUCGCUGUGCUGCAGAAGAAAAGGGUCCAGCGCCACCCGUUUGAGAGAAUCGCCACCCCGUUCCAGGUGUAUAGCUGGACAGCUCCCCAGGCAGAGCAUGCCAUGGAUUGUGUGCGCGCCGAGGACGCCUACACUUCCCGCUUGGGCUACGAGGAGCACAUUCCCGGACAGACCCGGGACUGGAAUGAGGAGUUGCAGACGACAAGGGAGCUGCCCCGCAAGAACCUACCUGAGCGGUUGCUUCGAGAAAGAGCCAUAUUCAAGGUGCACAGUGACUUCACUGCAGCGGCCACCCGGGGUGCCAUGGCAGUCAUUGACGGCAAUGUGAUGGCCAUUAACCCGAGCGAGGAGACCAAGAUGCAGAUGUUCAUCUGGAACAACAUCUUCUUUAGCCUGGGCUUUGAUGUCCGUGACCACUACAAGGACUUUGGUGGGGACGUGGCGGCCUACGUGGCGCCCAGCAAUGACCUCAAUGGCGUGCGCACGUACAAUGCUGUGGAUGUUGAGGGGCUUUACACGCUGGGCACAGUAGUGGUAGACUAUCGUGGCUACCGGGUCACCGCCCAGUCCAUCAUCCCGGGCAUCCUGGAGCGGGACCAGGAGCAGAGUGUCAUCUACGGUUCCAUUGACUUUGGCAAGACUGUGGUGACACACCCAAGAUACUUGGAAUUGCUGGAACGUACCAGCCGGCCCCUCAAGAUUCUGAGACACCGGGUGCUCAAUGACCGUGAUGAGGAGGUGGAACUCUGCUCAUCAGUGGAGUGCAAGGGCAUCAUUGGGAAUGACGGGCGCCACUACAUCCUGGAUCUGCUUCGAACCUUCCCACCUGACCUCAACUUCCUGCCUGUGCCUGAGGAGACGCUGCCGGAGGAGUGCACGCGUGCUGGCUUCCCCCGUGCCCACCGCCACAAGCUCUGCUGCCUCCGCCAGGAGCUGGUGGAUGCCUUUGUAGAGCAUCGGUACCUCCUCUUCAUGAAGCUUGCUGCCCUGCAGCUGAUGCAGCAGAAAGCCAGCAAGAUGGAACAUCCCACCUCUCUAGAAAAUGGAGAAACUCCCUCAGAAUCCAAGUCUGAAGAUCCUCCAGGCCCUGAGGCGGGGAGUGAGAAGGAGGGUAGCAGUGCCAGUGGGCUGGCCAAGGUGAAGGAGCUGGCAGAGACCAUUGCUUCUGACGACGGGACAGCAGACCCCCGGAGCAGGGAGGCGAUCCGUAAUGCCUGUAAGGCCGUAGGCUCCAUCAGCAGCACGGCCUUCGACGUCCGCUUCAAUCCCGACAUCUUCUCGCCAGGGGUUCGCUUCCCUGAAUCCUGCCAGGAUGAAGUUCGGGACCAGAAGCAGUUGCUAAAAGAUGCUGCUGCUUUCCUGCUCUCCUGCCAGAUCCCUGGCUUGGUGAAGGACUGCACAGACCACGCGGUGCUGCCCAUGGAUGGUGCCACGCUUGCUGAAGUGAUGCGCCAGCGGGGCAUCAACAUGCGCUACCUGGGCAAGGUGUUGGACCUGGUGGUUCAGAGCCCGGCCCGAGACCAGCUGGACCACAUCUAUAAAAUUGGCAUUGGAGAACUCAUCACCCGCUCUGCCAAGCACAUCUUCAAGACCUACUUACAGGGUGUGGAGCUCUCUGGUCUCUCUGCUGCCAUCAGCCACUUCCUUAAUUGUUUCCUGAGCUCCUACCCCAACCCUGUGGCCCACCUGCCAGCUGAUGAGCUGGUUUCUAAGAAGAGGAACCGGAGGAGGAGAAACCGGCCACUGGGUGCAGCAGAUAACACGGCCUGGGCGGUGAUGACCCCUCAGGAACUCUGGAAAAACAUCUGCCAAGAGGCCAAGAACUACUUUGACUUCAGUCUGGAGUGCGAGAGUGUGGACCAGGCUGUGGAGACAUACGGCCUGCAGAAGAUCACACUGCUGCGGGAGAUCUCUCUGAAAACCGGCAUUCAGGUUCUGUUGAAGGAGUACAGCUUUGACAGCCGCCACAAACCUGCCUUCACCGAGGAGGACGUGCUCAACAUCUUCCCUGUAGUCAAGCACGUCAACCCCAAGGCCUCGGACGCCUUCCACUUCUUCCAGAGCGGGCAGGCCAAAGUACAGCAGGGCUUCCUGAAGGAGGGCUGCGAGCUCAUCAAUGAGGCUCUGAACCUGUUUAACAAUGUGUAUGGAGCCAUGCACGUGGAGAUCUGCGCCUGCCUGCGUCUCCUUGCCCGUCUCCACUACAUUAUGGGUGACUAUGCCGAGGCCCUGAGUAACCAGCAGAAGGCAGUGCUGAUGAGUGAGCGAGUGAUGGGCAUCGAGCACCCCAACACUAUCCAGGAGUAUAUGCACCUGGCCCUGUACUGCUUCGCCAGCAGCCAGCUGUCUACAGCUCUAAGCCUGCUGUAUCGCGCCCGCUACCUCACCCUGCUCGUCUUCGGGGAAGACCACCCCGAGAUGGCGCUGUUGGACAACAACAUCGGGCUGGUGCUACACGGGGUGAUGGAGUAUGACCUGUCAUUGCGCUUCCUGGAGAAUGCACUGGCAGUCAGCACCAAGUACCAUGGACCCAAGUCCCUCAAAGUGGCCCUCAGCCACCACCUUGUUGCCCGGGUCUAUGAAAGCAAAGCUGAGUUUCGGUCUGCCCUGCAGCAUGAGAAGGAAGGCUACACCAUUUACAAGACCCAGCUGGGCGAGGACCACGAGAAGACCAAGGAGAGCUCCGAGUACCUCAAGUGCCUGACCCAGCAGGCUGUGGCCCUGCAGCGCACCAUGAAUGAGAUCUACCGCAACGGCUCCAGCGCCAAUAUCCCGCCCCUCAAGUUCACAGCCCCCAGCAUGGCCAGUGUCUUGGAACAGCUCAACGUCAUCAAUGGCAUCCUCUUCAUUCCUCUCAGCCAAAAAGAUUUGGAGAAUCUGAAAGCCGAGAUGGCGCAGCGGCACCAGCUCCAGGAGGCCAGCAAGAACAGGGAUAAGGCUGAGGAACCCCUGGCCACCGAGCCUGAACCAGCAGGUGCCCCAGAGGAUAGAGGCACUCAGACUGGGGCUGCUAAGGACCCUUCUUCCCUGAGCUUGCAGGGGUAGGAAGGUGACAAAUGGACAAUCAGUCAGCUGCCCUAUUACCCAGUGAUUCAGACUCCAGGAGAAGGAGCCUGCCCUACAGAUCGGGAGAGGAACAAGUCCUCUUCCACGUUUCCAACCCCAACCCCAAACCCCAGCAUCCUUCUGGGAUCCCGGCCUGGCCUGCCUGUCCCCCAAAAGAUGUUUUUGCACUGGUUCAAUGAAUAUACGAUACAGAGGCCUCA
Molecule: messenger RNA, 4313 nt
Organism: Suncus etruscus (white-toothed pygmy shrew)
Lineage: Eukaryota; Metazoa; Chordata; Mammalia; Eulipotyphla; Soricidae
Gene: CLUH
Product: clustered mitochondria homolog
Exons: 26
Coding region: 46-4092 (1348 amino acids)
Biological process (GO): intracellular distribution of mitochondria
Cellular component (GO): cytoplasm
Molecular function (GO): mRNA binding; protein binding
Source: RefSeq, a predicted model, not a curated record